This is a messenger RNA of Bombus huntii, 1992 nucleotides long. Its product is annotated as SET domain-containing protein SmydA-8-like. Gene Ontology annotation, molecular function: protein binding. The transcript is spliced from 7 exons. NCBI's taxonomy places the organism in Eukaryota, Metazoa, Arthropoda, Insecta, Hymenoptera, Apidae. The coding region runs from base 1 to 1566 and encodes 521 amino acids. The record is from RefSeq and is a predicted model, not a curated record.
AUGAAGUACUGGUUACAGUACCACCACCCUCUGGGAUCAGUCGUCAGAAUCUUUCAAGCGAGUCACUCUAGAGUAUCAUUAUUUAACAUGAGUUUUCAGGAUAUUAUAGAACCAGAGAAAGUAGAGGAGGUGUUAUUGUCUCAUUUAAAGGAAAAUAAGAUCUUCCUGAAAGGACCAAAACCGUGGACUAUUCGUUCUUCACUAUUGGGUGGUCGUGGCGUGUUCGCCACCCGAGACAUCAAACAAAAUGAAUUAAUAUUCAUUGAUUCGCCUCUAUUAGUCGGACCUAAAUACAUAGGCAAAUAUUUUGAAAUGUGCGUAUCAUGUUACAAGAACGAAUGCGCAUUAUUUCCGUGCGAUAGAGGUUGUGGCUUGCCAGUUUGCUCGACUCAAUGUGAAAAUUCGCCAAAGCAUGUGAAUUAUGAAUGUGAAUAUCUUAAAUCAUUGGUACCGACUUGCGGCACCGAUUGGUCCCCAAACUUAUUACUGGCUGUGGUACCCAUCCGUGCGCUCUUUCUAACGGAACAACAGCGUAAAUGCUUGGCAACGCUUCAGUCUGAUAAAAAUCUGACUUGUUAUCCCGAGAUCGAACAAUUGAAAAAGAAUGUGACCAAUUCUCCAAGCGAGGAAGAUAUGGAAUUGAUGAAGCAUGUGUGCAGAAUACUUAAUACGAAUUCGUUUGAAACAAUUAUGGUCCACGACAAGGAGCAUUCUGUGAGUUUACGAGGACUUUAUUCUAUCGCCUCGUUCCAAAAUCACUGUUGCGUACCGAAUACAAGACAUCAUUUCGAUGGAGAAUUUCGGAUGUAUGUUAGCGCUGCCCUUCCGAUUGCUGCUGGAGAGGAGAUCACUAGCACUUAUACGAGUUUAUUUUGGGAUACAACAUUACGGCGGAAAUUUUUAAGUAUAACUAAGCACUUCUCCUGCAUGUGCAAAAGAUGCAGUGAUCCUACGGAAUUUAAAUCUAGGCUAGGUGCACUGUUAUGCGCAUCUGACAAAUGUUCCGGAGAGUUAUUACCCCUAGAUCCUCUUAAUAUGACUACUCCUUGGAUUUGUAAUAAAUGUGCCAUAACCCUAAAUCAUCGGCAGAUAUGUUCGAUUCGUUCGGGUAUAGCGGGAAUCAUAAAGGAAGUUUUAUGCAAAACACCACGUGAGAUCUAUAAGUUUUUGCAGAAGGAGCUUUCACUUUUGACUCCAUGGAGUAAUUACUGUAUUGUAGAUAUGAAGUUUCGAAUUGUUUCGUAUUAUGGCAGGAGUGAUGGCGCCAAAUGGGAAGAUUUAAGUGAUACUGAGCUGAAUCUAAAAGCGAAAUUCUGCAAUGAUUUACUUUCUGUACUGGAUGAUUUAAAUUGUGGUGAUUGUAGGAAAAGAGGUCUUAUUUUAUAUGAACUAUAUUGCACAAAUCUUGAGAAAAUAAAACGAUUUAAACAACAACCAAAUAUUGAGGAAGUUGAUGAAAAUCAACGUAUAUUAGAAAAGGCAAUCACUAUACUACAAAACGAUAUUAUUUCGGCUGUUACAUUUGAACAUGAUAAAAACUAUUUUAAACAACCAAUUACUGUAUAAAAGAUAUCGACGAAUAGAACAUAAAAUAUACUUAUAACCGUGUAAUAAAAUAACUUACAGAACAAUAAGAAAAACGUGUAAUUCUUUUAAAAUAAAAUUGUAUCGUUUAGAAAACUGUCAUAUUUUUUAAAAAUAAUGUUCAAUUUUAGUAACUACAAUUUCCAUAAAGGAGACAUAAAGAUUGAAUAAUAUACAAAAAGACAUUUAGUUAUGGAAAAUUAAAGAACUAGAUAUUAAGAAAAACGUAUCAAUUUAAUCUCUUUUUACAUUGCACCCCAGAUGGCUAAAUUGACAGCAAGAAAUAGCUAAAUAGCUGUAUCAGACUAGCAGGUAAUAAAGUGAUGCACUUGUACCCUAUGCUAUAUCGUAUAUGGUAUAAUAGCAAAGUGCAAUUUUGUUGUUUUAUACUGCCUGUUGUAAUAAACA